AUGCGUGCAUUCCUUAAGUCCAUAGAUGAGAAUGUUUGGAUUAGUGUUCAAAAUGGAUGGAAACCUCCCUCUACUAUCGUAUCUGGAAACAUUCACCUUACUGACAUAUCUGUGUGGACUAAAGAUGAAUUAGCUGCUUGUAAUUGGAAUAGUAAGGGAAUUCAUGCAUUAUUCAUGGCUCUAUCUCCAGAAGAGUUUAGGAGAGUCUCUAUGUGCGAAACUGCUAAAGAGAACUCAAAAUUGCAAAUGCUAGCCUCUAGGUUUGAAGAAGUAAGGAUGAAAGAUGAUGAGACCUUUGAUGAGUUUUAUGCUAAACUAAAUGAUAUAGUUAACUCUAGUUUCAACCUAGGUGAGAGAAUUCCCGAGACUAAAAUUGUAAGAAAAGUACUUAGAUCCCUACCUGAGAGAUUUAGGCCUAAAGUCACUGCCAUUGAGGAAAGUAAGGACCUAGAUGAAGUUAAGAUCGAAGAAUUGGUAGGAUCAUUGCAAACCUAUGAACUCACUCUCUCACAACAUAAGAGAGGAAAGUCUAUAGCCCUAAAAUCCAUUAAAGAAGAUGAAUCGUCUGAUACGGAGUCACUUAGGGAUGAGGAUAUUGCAUACUUUGUUAAGAAAUUUCAAAAAGUCCACAAUAAUAGGAGAAAGCCUCAGGAUAGAAAGAGUGGAGCCCCUAGCAGAUUCACAAAAGAUAAAAUUGAGAAAGUUAACAAUAAAGGGUCAAGUGAGAAGCCACGUUUGGUUAGAUGUCAUGAGUGUCAAGGAAUAGGUCACUAUAGGAAUGAAUGUCCUAGCUAUAAGAAAAAUCAAAGAAAAGGGAAAGGUAAGGCCUUAGUUGUCUCUCUUACUGAUAAUGAAUCUGAGACUAGUGAUAGGCAGGAAUCCUCUAGUAAUGACGAUGAAGGAAAUUAUAUGGCAUUUGUGGCUAUUGUGAAGAGUGAAUCUGAUAAGGAAAGUGACAAGUUGUUUAAGGAGAGUCUUAAAAUAAAGAAGGUCAAUGAAGCCCUGCUUAAAAAGGUUGACGAACUUGAAAGGGAAAAAGAGAAACUGGGUAGUAAGCUUCAGGAGUCACUUAAGAGUGGUAGUGAGUUAAAAUGUGUCAAUGAGAAAUUGGAAGAUAAGGUUAAGAGUUUGACUAGUGAAUUGGAGAAAUCUAAUGCUCAUCUUCAGACAUUCAUAAAUGGAACUAAGAAAUUAGAUAACCUGUUGGGAAUGAAUAAGCCAGUAGGAGAGAAGAGAGGUCUAGGAUAUGUUGAGGGUAAUACAACUAUCGCUGGACCAUCUAAGACUGUCUUCGUGGCUGCCUCUAAGUCUAAUGCUAUUAGGAGUCCAAGUAAUGGUAGGAGUGUUCCUCGAGAACAGAGUCAGCAAUCACGUAGGAACAUCAGGACUAGGUACCCAGACACAUGUACCUUUGAGCCUAGGUUCAUUCCCACCUACCACCACUGUGGUGCUCUAGGACACACUAGGCCUAGAUGUUACAAGUUAGGCAAUGAGCGUAGAAGUCAAAACAUUCCUAGUCAGGUUAGCUUUCUGUCUAAUCAGGUGAGUCACUUGACUGAGAUGCUUACUAGGCUAACUAAGAGUACGUUUUCAUCUAAAAAGGUUUGGGUCAAAAAGAGUGAUCUAGGUAGACCUUCAGGUCGAGAAAACUCUUUUGUUGCUCAUGUUGCUUUAAAGGCUCAAAAUUCUAAUAUGUGGUACCUGGAUAGUGCAUGCUCUAGACAUAUGUGUGGUAAUAAAUCUCUGUUUACUACUCUUGAUGAAUGUAAUGGUGGUAUGGUUACCUUUGGAAAUGGGGGCUCUGCACCUAUUCUUGGCAAAGGUACCGUACAAAUGCAUGAUUUGCCUGUGAUCUCUAAUGUGUUGUAUGUGGACGGUUUAAAGUCAAAUUUGUUAAGCAUUAGUCAGAUCUGUGAUGAUGACUUUGAGGUUAGUUUUGUGCAGAAGAGAUGUACCGUAUAUGAUUCAUCCGGUGGGGUAGUCCAUGAAGGGGUUAGGACAUCUGACAAUUGUUAUGGGGUAUUACCUAAUUCUAACUAUGUGUGUAGGAGUGUUAAAAUCGAUGUGAGUGAGCUCUGGCAUAAAAGAUUAGGUCAUUUGAACUAUAAGAGUCUAGAACAAUUGGCUAAGAAAGAAUUGGUAGAUGGGUUGCCUAAGAUAGGUCCUAGUGAAAAUGUUGUGUGUGGACCAUGUCAACUAGGUAAACAACUCAAGGGUAGCCAUAAGAAGACUACUAAAAUUCUGACCAAAAUACCCCUGGAAUUGAUACACAUGGAUUUGAUGGGACCCUCUAGGACUGAGAGUCUAGGUGGUAAGCGAUACAUCCUUGUUGUUGUAGACAACUUCUCGAGGUUUACUUGGAUAGAAUUGCUUAGGGAAAAAUCUGAUGCUUGUAACCUCAUAAAGUCUCUGUGUAAAUGGCUUAGCAAUGAACUGAAUCUCAAAGUGUCUAGGAUGCGUAGUGACCAUGGAAAAGAAUUUGAGAAUUUCAAUCUUGAGAGUUUUUGUAUGGAUGAAGGGAUAAUGCAGGAGUUCUCUUCCCCUAUUACUCCUCAACAAAAUGGGGAAGAAGUAUAUGUGGAACAACCUAAGGGAUUUGUUGAUCCAAAAUUUCCCCACUAUGUCUACAAACUUCACAAAGCACUCUAUGGUUUGAAGCAAGCUCCUAGAGCUUGGUAUGAGAGACUUACAUCAUAUCUAGAAGAACAUGGGUUCUCUCGAGGUGGUGUAGAUAGGACCUUAUUCAUUAGACAUAUAGAAGAAAAUUUUACCAUUGCUCAGAUUUAUGUCGAUGAUAUCAUUUUUGGGUCUCCUCUUGAGUCUUUAGCAUUUGAGUUUGCUGAGUGUCUGCAGAGAGAGUUUGAGAUGAGUAUGGUUGGGGAGUUAAGUUAUUUCCUUGGACUUCAGGAGGGUGUGCUCGUUUUCAUAGCCUGGCUAAGUAAGAAACAAAACUCAAUAUCUUUAUCCACGGCAGAGGCCGAAUACAUAGCUGCAGGGAGUUGCUGUACUCAGCUUCUCUGGAUGAAACAAAUGCUUAGUGACUAUGGGAUUAGUUAA
Molecule: messenger RNA, 3057 nt
Organism: Olea europaea var. sylvestris
Lineage: Eukaryota; Viridiplantae; Streptophyta; Magnoliopsida; Lamiales; Oleaceae
Exons: 5
Coding region: 1-3057 (1018 amino acids)
Biological process (GO): DNA integration
Molecular function (GO): nucleic acid binding; zinc ion binding
Source: RefSeq, a predicted model, not a curated record